AUGGAGCAGGGGAGCUGCUGUGCAGAGGAUCCUAGGCCUGGGCCUAUCAGGGUGAAGACCAGACCCUGCCAUGGGGGCUGGAGAGCCCUGGGGCUGCUGCUGCUGUUGCUGGCAUUGGCCACUGCUGGGGCUGUAACUGGAGGGCUUUUUGGCUUUGCUCACAGCCCUCCCAAGCCACUGCUACAGAUGCUCCGUCUGACCCUCCCGAGCCCCAGGGUGUACCAGUUCAACCAAACUGCCCAGGUGGACGUGGCCGGGAAUGUGGCAACCAUCAGGGUAACCCCGACUCAGAGUAACCACAGCUGGGCGGUGCUGUUCGAUGGGCAGAGCGACUGUGUCUGUUACCGACCUGCAGAGCACCGGGCCUGCUUCCUCCACCCAAUGGAGCCCAGAGAUCGCAAGACCCUGCAGCUGCUGGUGAACACCUCAAAGACCCAGGGGUCUAACAGCCCCAGCCAGGAGACCCACUAUGCUCAGGAGCUGCUGGCAGUGCUUGGGAGCCAUGAGGUGGACCCUGCCCAAGUGGGGGCUUCAGUGCGGCACUUUUGCUCAAAGAUCCCCAUUUACUGGGCCCGUCGAGCAGAGGGGCCCCGGAGGCAGCGGCUGAUCUAUCUAUGCAUCGACAUCUGCUUCCCAAGCAACAUCUGUGUGUCAGUCUGCUUUUAUUACCUCCCAGACUGAACCCCCAGCCCAACCAGCCCCACCAGCCAGC
Molecule: messenger RNA, 712 nt
Organism: Myotis myotis
Lineage: Eukaryota; Metazoa; Chordata; Mammalia; Chiroptera; Vespertilionidae
Gene: BRICD5
Product: BRICHOS domain containing 5
Exons: 6
Coding region: 1-681 (226 amino acids)
Biological process (GO): regulation of cell population proliferation
Source: RefSeq, a predicted model, not a curated record